This is a messenger RNA of Condylura cristata (star-nosed mole), 5188 nucleotides long. It is a transcript of the gene STK36, whose product is annotated as serine/threonine kinase 36. Gene Ontology annotation, molecular function: protein kinase activity; ATP binding. Lineage: Eukaryota; Metazoa; Chordata; Mammalia; Eulipotyphla; Talpidae. The record is from RefSeq and is a predicted model, not a curated record. Bases 117 to 4091 code for a protein of 1324 amino acids. The transcript is spliced from 27 exons. Gene Ontology annotation, cellular component: cytoplasm. Gene Ontology annotation, biological process: protein phosphorylation.
CCCACAGCCGGUCUGCGCGGGGGGUGCCGAGGAGGCCUCCCAGAUGUUUGGAACUGUCCCUGGAGUUGUAGCCCUUCGCUACCUUCUUCCUUCUGAGGGAUCCCGAAACCUCUAUCAUGGAGAAGUACCACGUUUUGGAGAUGAUUGGAGAAGGCUCUUUUGGGAGGGUGUACAAGGGUCGCCGAAAAUACAGUGCUCAGGUGGUGGCUCUGAAGUUCAUUCCAAAAUUGGGACGCUCAGAGAAGGAGCUCAAGAAUCUGCAACGAGAGAUUGAAAUCAUGCGGGGUCUCCGUCAUCCCAAUAUUGUGCAUAUGCUUGACAGUUUUGAGACUGACAAAGAGGUGGUGGUGGUGACAGACUAUGCUGAGGGAGAGCUCUUUCAGAUCCUGGAAGAUGAUGGAAAACUUCCCGAAGAUCAGGUUCAGGCCAUUGCUGCUCAGUUGGUAUCAGCCCUAUACUAUCUGCAUUCCCACCGCAUCCUCCACCGAGACAUGAAACCUCAGAAUAUUCUUCUUGCCAAGGGUGGUGGCAUCAAACUCUGUGACUUUGGAUUUGCCCGGGCUAUGAGCACCAACACGAUGGUGCUAACAUCCAUCAAAGGCACACCGCUCUAUAUGUCUCCAGAGCUGGUGGAAGAGCGACCGUAUGACCACACUGCGGACCUCUGGUCUGUGGGUUGCAUCCUGUAUGAGCUGGCUAUAGGCACCCCUCCCUUCUAUACCACAAGCAUCUUUCAGCUGGUCAACCUUAUCCUCAAGGACCCUGUGCGCUGGCCGCCUACCAUUAGUCCUUGCUUCAAGAACUUUCUGCAAGGACUUCUCACCAAGGACUCUCGGCAGCGUCUGUCUUGGCCAGACCUCUUACAUCACCCCUUUAUUGCUGGUCGUGUCACCAUAAUAACGGAACCAGCUGGCCCAGAUUUGGGAACACCAUUCACCAGUCGCCUACCUCCAGAACUUCAGGUCCUGAAGGACCAACAGGCUCAUCAGCUGGCCCCUAAGGGCAGUCGAUCUCGUAUCUUACGACAAGCCUGUAAGCGCAUGGCUGAGGAGGCCAAGCAGAAGAAACAUCAGGACACAGGGCCUGCUGUUGAUCGAGAAGAAAUGAUCAGCACGGUGACUUCUGAUACUGUCCCUCCGUCCAAACUGAAGAGCACGCCUCAGGAAUCAGGCCUCUUGGCUGGGAUCUUGGCUUCAGAAAUGAGGAGCAGCUGGGCUGAGUGGGGGGCUGGAGAGGCCCCCCCUGCACCUCGGGAAAGCAGGAUCAUCCAGGACUGUGAACGAACAUUCCCAGAGUUAAGGCCAGAGGUGAUGGGCCAGCAGAGCGUGGAGGCUGUGGACCUAGAAAAUGAGGACCCAGACAGUGAUGAUGAGUGGGAACACCUCCUGGAAAGCACCGAGCCUGUGCCUGUCCAGCUGAAGGCUCCUCUCACCUUGCUGUGUAACCCUGACUUCUGCCAGCGCAUCCAGGGUCAGCUGCUCGAGGCUGGAGGGCAGAUCUUGAGAGGCAGCCUGGAGGGUGCCUCCCGUAUCCUGCCUGCGCUCCGGGUCCUGAGCAGUCUUCUGUCCGGUUGCAGUGACGCUGUUCUUUUGUAUUCCUUCUGCCAUGAGGCAGGACUCCCGGGGCUGCUGCUCAGCCUCCUCAGACACAGCCAGGAGAGCAGCAGUGUCCAGCAGCAAUGCUGGUAUGCGACUUUCGGACAGGACUUGAUGGCUGCAAUUCAGGCCUACUUUGCCUGUACCUUCAAUCUGGAAAGGAACCAGACAAGUGACAGCCUACAGGUAUUUCAGGAGGCUGCCAACCUCUUUUUGGACCAGUUGGGGAAACUGCUGGCUCAACCCGAUGACGCUGAGCAGACUUUGCGGAAAGAUGGCCUCAUGUGCUUUACUGUUCUGUGUGAAGCCAUGGAUGGGAACAGCUGGGCCAUCUCCAGAGCCUUUUACUCCAGCCUGCUGACGACCCAGCAUGCCGUGUUGGAUGGGCUUCUUCAUGGCUUGACAGUUCCACAGCUCCCUUUCCACACGCCCCCAGGUGCCCCCCAAGUGAGCCAGCCACUGCGAGAGCAGAGUGAGGACCUGCCUGGAGUCAUUUCCUCUGUGCUGGCAGCCAUAUGCACUGCUCCUGUAGGGAUGCCCGGUUGCUGGGAAGCCAAGGAGCAGAUCUCUCGGCAUCUGGCAAAUCAACUCACUGAAGACAGCAACCAGCUGAGGCCGUCCCUCAUCUCUGGCUUGCAGCAUCCUGUCCUGUGCCUCCACCUUCUCAAGGUGCUUUACUCCUGCUGUCAUGUCAGCGAGCGCCUCUGCCAGCUCAUAGGCCAAGAGCCCCUGGCCUUGGAGUCACUGCUGAUGUUGGUCCAGGGCAAGGUGAAGGUCGCAGAUAGGGAAGAAUCGACUGAAGUGACGCUCUACCUCCUCUCCCUCCUUGUACUUCGACUACAAGAUUUGCCUUCUGGAAUGGAGAAGCUAGGCGGUGAGAUUGCUACCCUCUUCACCCAUUCGCACGUCGUCUCUCUUGUGAGCGCAGCGGCUUGUCUUUUGGGGCAGCUUGGCCAGCAUGGUGUGAGCCUGGAUCUCCAGCCUGUGGACUGGAUCGCUGCAGCCACACACGCCCUGUCUGCUCCCGCAGAGGUUCGGCUGACUCCUCCAGGUGGCUGUGGGUUCUAUGAUGGUCUCCUCAUCCUUCUGCUGCAGCUUGUCACCCAGGAACAGUUGCAUCCUAGGAUGGGGGAACAGGGGAAAGGUAGCCUGAUACGGGAUGUGGCUGGCUCAGAAAUGUGGACUGUUCUGUGGCACCGCUUCUCCAUGGCUUUGAGGCUGCCCAAGGAGGUGUCCACCCAGGAGGAGGAGCUGUCUCUAUCCAGUCUACAAAGCUCUGAGCCAGACUGGACGCUCAUCUCACCCCAAGGGAUGGUUGCCCUACUGAGCCUGGCCGUGGCCAUCUUUACCCAGGAGCCCCAGUUAUGCCUCAGCCACCUUUCACAGCGUGGAAGUGUCCUCAUGUCCACCCUGAAGCAUCUCCUUUCCCCCAGCUUCUUGUAUCAGCUGGGCCAAGCGCCUCAUGGGUCUGAGUUUCUCCCCGUCAUGGUGCUCUCAGUCUGCCAACUCUUCUGCUUCCCCUUUGCCCUGGAUGUGGACUUCAACCUCCUUGUAGGUGUCUUGGCUGAUCUCACAAACUCUGAAGUCACAGCCCACUUACUGCAGGUGUGCUGCCAUCAUCUUCAGUUGCCACAAGUGGAGCUGCCCAUCAGUCUCCUCACACACCUGGCCCUCACGGAGCCCACCUCUCUCAACCAGUUUGUGAACGCAGUGGCUGCCUCCCCCAGAGCAGUCCUCUCAUUCCUCUCGCUUGCUCUCCUGGGUGACCAGCCGCUAUUGACGUCUGACCUCCUCUCACUGCUGGCCCACACAGCCCGGAUGCUGUCUCCCAGCCACUUGUCCUUUAUCCAAGAGCUCCUGGCUGGCUCCGACGAAUCCUAUCGACCCUUGCGCAGUCUCCUAGGCCAUCCAGAGAAUGCCGUACGGGCGCGCACUUAUGGGCUCCUGGGACACUUGCUCCAACACAGCGUGGCCCUGCGAGGGGCCCUGCAGAGCCAGGCUGGCCUGCUCAGCCUUCUCUUGCUGGGGCUUGAGGACAAAGACCCCACCGUGCGGCGCUGUGCCAGCUUUGCCGUGGGCAACGCAGCCUACCAAGCCGGUCCCCUGGGCCCUGCCUUGGCAGCCGCGGUACCCGGCAUGACCCAGCUGCUUGGAGAUCCUCAGGCUGGUAUCCGGCGCAAUGCUGCGUCAGCUCUGGGCAACUUGGGGUCUGAGGGGUUGGGAGAGCAGCUGCUACAGUGCCAAGUACCUCAGCGACUCCUUGAGAUGGCGUGUGGAGACCCCCAGCCGAGCGUGAAGGAGGCCGCCCUCAUUGCCUUGCGCAGCCUCCGGCAGGAGCCCCGCAUCCAUCAGGUGCUGGUGUCCCUGGGUGCCAGUGAGAAAUUAGCUUUGCUCUCCCUGGGGAGUCAGCUGUUGCCACACAGCAGCCCCAGGCCUGCGUCGGCCAAACACUGCAGGAAACUCAUUCGCCUCCUGAGGCCAACCCACAGCACAUGAUGCCCGGCUCCCAGGGCCCAGCCUCCAACCCGGUUGCCCUACUCUUGCCAAGUCUUCCAUUUUCUACACUACAAGCUACCAAUUCAACGGAGAGCUAAAGUGAUGAGAAAGAGAAACUGCCAACUGAUUGGAGAUUGAGACAUUGGAAAGAUUUAUGUAUAAAGCUCCUUCCCCGCAGAUUCGGAUGCUAGCAACAAGUAAACUUCAUUAUUGUUGGUGCCAGAGGAGAUUGCUUCCGUCUCUUCAUCUUGGGGUCUUCUCUCCAAUAACGUGCCUUGAACCCCAGGAACAUGCCUCCUGGACCUUUGGGAAACACCUUCUUUCUGACAGACCUUGUCUUUCUGAAACUCCUACAAUCCUCCCAGCAGAUUCUUGCCCUGGCCACAGGGGGAGACAGAGCCUACGUAGCUCUGGACAGUCCCUGUGGUGGAGGGUUCCCCAGCCCAUAGCUACCUCCCCACAUGUGGAUGGGGGUGGGGAGUGUGUGUGUAUAUGUAUAUGUAUAUAUACAGACACGUGUAUGUAUGUGUGUAUGUAUGUAUUAGUUCUGUUUGUAAACUCUUGCCAUAACAGGUGUGCUUCACUCUACUUGGAGCUGCCAGGGUAGGGAGUUAGGAGGCUCAGCUCCUCCGUUAGUAUUUCCAUGGUACUGGAAGCACCGAUGUCCUUUUCACCUAGAUCCUGGUUUGAAAGCUUAUUUGUAUCAAGUAGCUUCCUCCACCCCAGAUAGUUAUAUGUGGUCACUACUUUCAAGUUCAGGAAGGUAGUGCUAAAAUAGGAAAGGAAGGUUAAGUAGAAGCAAAUUGGAUUGCUUCAAAUCUAAAGCUUAGUGACUAGUUUUACUAUUGAAUGACGUUUUAGUAGGAGAGCCUAGGUCCUCAGGAAGCAGUUUUUUAUGGAGACUGCAGACGACCAGGAAGGGGUGAUUGUCAGGCCCCAUUAGAAUCGUAGUUCAGCUGCAAACAUAACUAAAGUAUUAGGUCUUGACUUGCUGGAUGGCUUGGAACAAGUUUCCCAGGUCCUCAUUUCUCCAUCUAUUGAAAGACUAUUCCGUCCUAAAUUUCUAAAACAAAUCUCAACUAUUUUAGUUACGAAAA